AUGACCAACAAAACCGUCGUCCCUUCCCCCCUCCCUAUCCAUACCAAGCCGCAUUCUCAACCCGCCAAAACUAGUGAUGCCGAACCAAGCCUACCAAAACCCAAACUGCGCCUUCAUUUACAAGAUGCUCGCCAUGCAGCUGCAGCCUCAUUUUUCCGCUUCAUACCAGACCUCGAAGCAGUACUAAACUCCGCACUGGCGGCCAUUGUCGACCAACUUUACAUUCCUUCAUCAUCAUCUUCUAAUAAACACAAAGCACCAGCAUCGUUUACUCCCACCAUCCCACCUACCCGCUCCGUGACCAUCAUCCUAGAAGACUUUAACGGCGUAGCAUACACCACUGGCACUGACCUAGACAACGAUCAUAAAGAAAUCCAUUUCUCACUAUCAUACAUCAACCACGUGAUCAACACCAACAGCGACGCGCUCAGCGAGCUAAAAGGCGUACUUACCCACGAACUAGUCCAUUGCUACCAACACACUGCGCCUCCUCCCGCCAGCUCAAAGGAUAAAGAUAUCCCGCAUCCACCGGGAGGUCUGAUCGAAGGCAUCGCAGAUUUUGUUCGCCUAAAAGCUGGUCUUGUUCCACCGCAUUGGAAGAAGCCAACAAAUUCGAAGGAGCGGGCGGAAAAGUGGGAUGCGGGGUAUCAGAAUACGGCGUUUUUCUUGGAGUGGUUGGAGGAUGAGCGAGGGCGAGGGACGGUGGGGUUGGUUAAUGAUCGGUUGUUGACGAGGGGGUAUGUUGGUGAGGAGGAAGGGGACACGGAUGGGAAAGGCUUUUGGAGGGGGUUGUUUGGAGUUGGUGUGAAGGAGUUGUGGGAGGAGUAUGGGAGGUAUUUGGAUAGGUAG
Molecule: messenger RNA, 849 nt
Organism: Talaromyces proteolyticus
Lineage: Eukaryota; Fungi; Ascomycota; Eurotiomycetes; Eurotiales; Trichocomaceae
Product: PBSP domain protein
Exons: 1
Coding region: 1-849 (282 amino acids)
Source: RefSeq, a predicted model, not a curated record